Molecule: messenger RNA, 195 nt
Organism: Racocetra persica
Lineage: Eukaryota; Fungi; Glomeromycota; Glomeromycetes; Diversisporales; Gigasporaceae
Source: the annotation of a GenBank genome assembly
AUGAAUAUCCUGGAUGUGGCUAGUUCUGAAACAUCAGCUGUUGUAGUUCCUCAAUCCAGUGUGCAUAUUCUUAGAGAAACAUUGGUUAAGUGGAUUAUAAAGGAUAGUCUUCCAUUUGUUACUAACAGUGAAAAGAGAUCUAUUAGCAUGAUACUCAGUAUCAAAAUCCUUGUUAAAGGAUAUACUAGGAAAUAA